Protomyces lactucae-debilis is the source of this 345-nucleotide messenger RNA. Its product is annotated as Tim10/DDP family zinc finger-domain-containing protein. The transcript is spliced from 3 exons. Lineage: Eukaryota; Fungi; Ascomycota; Taphrinomycetes; Taphrinales; Protomycetaceae. The record is from RefSeq and is a predicted model, not a curated record. Bases 1 to 345 code for a protein of 114 amino acids.
AUGGUCUUCGGCUUCGGAGGCAACAAGACACACAAGGCUGCAGAUGGUGCAGAGAGCCCGCAGUCUGGUAUGACGCCGCUUUCUGAGCUCGGAGGUUCCAAUAAAGUCCAGCAGCUCAAGGCCCAGGUGCGGCAAGAGAUGUCUGUAGCACAUGCCCAAGACCUCGUUUCCAAGAUGACAAGCGCAUGCUUCGACAAGUGUGUUCCUAAUCCCGAGUCUUCCUUGACGGGAGGCCAAAUCAAAUGCAUCUCUCAGUGCAACAAUCUCUACACACAAGCCUGGGGCGUCAUCCAGCGUAGUUACAUCGAGCGUGUGCAACAAGAGCAGAGCGCGGGAAACCUUUAG